AUGAAGGGGAGGGCGGCGUGCUUCUACCAGGACUCCAAAGGCAUCAUAAAGCGCUGCGACAAGGGCAAGGAGCAGCCUCCAGCCGAGGACCUGCGGCGGAUGCCUCGGGCUCGCCGGCCAGUGAUCGUGUGCGCCCUGGACUUGGAGGACUCGAUCGCGCCGCCCAGGAUGAGCUCGCGGCUGCUAUCGAGGAGCGCCAGGCCAUGCAAGUGGAUCAAGCGCCCGUUGGUACCCUGCAAGCUGGACCUCAACAUGCUCCUCCUGACCCGUGGCAACGUCCUGGCGGGGACCCCUGGCAUGAUCGCGCUGCCCCCGCUGAUGGCCAUGCUGCAGAGCUGCAUUCGCCAGGCCACCGAUGCCAUCGCCGCGACCUCCAUGGCCCAGGUCACCUCCUGCCAGACGCAGCUGGUGCGCAUGUUCCAGACCCAGCAGGAGGCUGUCAACAGGUCCCUCGCCGUGCAGACGCGCGACAUCGCAUCCAUCGGUCAGCGCGCCGACGCGCUGGAGGCGGAGCAGGCUGCCAUGCGCAAGCAGAUCGGGGACAUCAACAAGGCCCUGGCCCUCGCCGAGAAGGAGCUGCCCAUCAUGGACUUUCAGGAGCUGGAGGCGUGGUCUCGUCAACCCAACCCGCGGAUCUUCUCGAUCGGGGCGCCGCAGUUGGUUGGGCCCGCCCAAGCUCUUCAAGGAUUGGAGGAGUGGAUUCGCGCGGCUGGCCUCACCAACGACAUGGUGCGCAUCGACCCUGCGGUCCCCUCCAAGCGCUUCAACGUCUUGGUACAGGGCGGCGACGGUGUCGCUCUCCCUCGGGCCCAAGCUCUUGCACGGCAUCUACGUGACCCAGCUGGCAGGAACGGGUGGCGCUCCUUCAGCGCGCAGAGCGUCGGUGGAGGCGUCGUCCCGCUGUACCUCUCGCCUGACAAGUCCCCGCAGCAAGUACGGAUGGAGAUCCAGUCGAGGAAGCUCUCGGCUUUGCUGGCAGAAGCUCUUCCUGAUCAGUCUUUCAGUGCUCAGCGGGCCCGUGGCAUCGUCACCUCCCAGGGCGUCAAGGUUGCCAAGCUCGAGAUGGGAGAAUCCCGCUACACCGACGCCAUCAUCAGGUGGAACCCAGACAUGGUCGCCAGGCUGCACAUCGACAGGGAGUCCAUCAACACGCAGUUCAAGAAGGCCUUCUCCACGGAGGACAACACCGAGUGGCUGCGCAGACGCAAGUUGGCACUGCUCGCCACAUACAUGAAGGUCAACGCCAUCAUCGCCGUGCAGGAGGUCCACGGCUCCGAGGACGCCCUCAGUUCACGAAACUCCACGCCUGUUCUUCCGGCCUACCGCUUCGACAUAGUGGCGGUCGGCCGCGCGGCGCUCCUCACGAUCACCGACUGCGCGGGCAAGUGCAGCAUGCAGAUCUUCAACAUUCACAACUACGACCUCAAGCCGCACGAGUUCACUGCAGUACAGCGCACUUGGUCCAGUGGCCUGGCGCGGGCGCGCCGCGACUCGUUACACCGCAUCUUCCUGGGCGUCGGUGACUUCAACAUAGCUGCCCGCCCGCCAGUCAGUCAACGAGCACCCUCAGACACCACUGCUUGGCGCCUCCGACCUGAUCACCGUUGCCAACUUCGGCAACCUGCGUGGCGCCGUCUAUUCGCUGCAGCUAUGGAGGUUGAGUCUCAGUGGCCGACCCACUACGACAUGUCCUGCAAGCAGCUGUCCACGAUCGACCGCAUCUUCUUGGGCAUCGACGCGCACGCCAUGCCCUCGGUCUCGACGAUCCUUACCACUGCGAGGGACGCGAUGGAGCUUUCCGAGGAGGGCAUCAGCGACCGCGCGCCCCUCGUCCUGCAGAUCACUGCCGCACGCCAUGUCCCACGAGACGAGCAGCCAAUCCCGACGCACCUCUUCAACCACAGGAAGUACCCUGAGACCUACACGCUCAUGCUGGACCACUGCGCCCUGGCUGGGGAAACGGCGGAAGGCCGCUGGAGAGCAGCGAAGCAGUGCAUGAAGCUUGCUGCGCGACGUGUUCGUGAUGAACAGCUGCGGACCAACUUCUCCCUACACGUCAAGGACGCCACGGUCGAGACCUCGUACAUGGGUUUCAAGUCGGCGGCGCGAGCAGUCUGGCGACAGGACGCUGUCCUGGCAGGUAGGCUUCUCGACUCCUGCCCUGCGCUGGCCGCCCACCUCCACAUUGCCGACGGCACCGUGCGCCUCGUGGACCCCCACAGCUUCGCCACCAACUUCGACGCCAUCGCCGAGCGGGUGCACUCCCUGCGCAGGCAGGCGGCGGAGGCAGCAGCUCGGACGGCCAACGUGCGCGACAGCGCAGCCUGGCGGAGGGUUGAACGCAAGGCCGCCAGGCAUGCGCAGCUCUGGGUCCCGUGGCGGCGACGCAUGAUCCUCUCGGGCUUGCGCGUGGAUUCUGCACCGUGUGCCGCCAAGGACUCGCAGGUGGCUCAGCACGUGGUCUCCGACCCCGCGGGCAUGAAGGCGACUGUGGCGAACUACUGGGGUGAGGUCUUCGCGAAGGUGCCGAAUUCUGAACAGCUCAAGGCAUUGGACGCCUUCCUGGACAAGCACGCACCAAGGAACCCUGCGGUGGAACUACCUCAACCAGCUCUACAUGACUUGGAACGUGCGGCCAGUAGGGCCCCGCCGAGCGCUGCGGGACCAGAUCAGCUGACGUACGCAGCAUGGCGCCGCAGCCCUGGAGCCUUGCAGCAUCUCCAGGGACGCAUGGAAGUCCUCUUCAACGACGGCGUGGCCCCGCUCGACCUCAACUGGUCGAUCUUCAUCUGCGUGCCGAAGGGCACGGGGGAGGACGACGUCCCCGACUCCUGCACGCGCACGGCCUCAACGGUGCGCACCCUCUCUCUGAAGAGCUGCGACGCCAAGCUGAUAGCGGCCUGCGCAGAUCGCGGGCUCCAGCCCAUCGCCACAUCAUCCACCUCGCCCGAGCAGAAGGGCUUCACUGCUGGGCGGCGCUUCGUCGACCACAUCCCGUACUUGGACGCGGAAUGCCGUAGGGGGGGCCUUCUUCCUGACGCGGCGACCCGCCGCCCCAUGUUCCUGUCGUUCGACUUCCGUCAGGCCUUCCCCUCACUCUUCAGGGAAGUCAUCGAGAAGGUCCUCCCGCGCUUCGGGGUCCCGAUUGGCUUCCGCAACGUGGUCGCGGCGCUCUACAGCAACUGCCUCGCCUUUAGCUCCUUCCGCGCCGAGGGCGCCAGCGCGGAGCUCGAGCCGCUGUUCGCGCUCCCGUGCGGCAUCAUGCAAGGGCGCCCGCUCUCUGGCACGGCCUGGUGCUUGGCAAUGGAUGCGCCCAUCCGCGCGCUGAACGCUGUUGCCCUCCCCAGCAUCGACUGCACCUUCGUCUCCAUAGAGUUUGCCUUCAACCUGCAGCUGGCGCUGCACAAGUGCGCGCUGGUUCCGCUGCGGGAGGAGCUCUCGGAGGACACACUGCUGAACGUUAAGUCUUUCCUCGCUAAGGAGGUCCCCCGCUGGCUGGGCUUCCGCGUCGACUCCACGGCCAAGUACCCGGGGACUCACCUGGGGCCAGGCGUCACGGACUUCGGCAUCUGGAAGGCUGCUGCGGGGAAAUGGUGGACCCGAUGCUGGGAGCUGGCGCGCACUGGCAUGGCCACCAGCCUUGCAGCCCGCGCGUACAACAUCAACGCGCUUCCGUGCUUGUCGUACCUCGCGCAGUUCUACUUCAUUGUCCCCGCCAUCUGGAAGGUCGAGUUCACCUCCCUGCACCGCCUGCUGCGGCUGCCGCCCUCGUCCAUGCGCAAGGCUGACAUCCUGUCGAUGAGCGCGUGGCGCGGUUCCCCGUCGCCGAUUGGCCUCUUCCCAUACACGCUCGCGGCGAUGAUGCGCUCGGCGGAGAACACGGUUCGCGGAUGGGAAGCCCACCUUCACCACCUUCAUGAAGCUGCCGUGGAGCACGUCCCACUGAUUGACGUGAUCAAGGGCAACUGGUCGCCGCCGUGGUGGCAGACGCGGAGGGCUAUCGUACAGAACUUCGCCAUGAUCACGGACACCUACGGCCAGUUGGACAUACCCAGGCCGACGCUCGACGUGCUCUCGGUUCCGAUCCCGAGCAGGUUCAUCAAGAUCGCGAAGUCGGCGAUGACCCUGGAGACGAAGACGGCGGCAGCGGCCACCCCCGCCAGGAAGCCCAAGCGCCAGGCCACGGCCGCCGCUUCGCUCCGUGGCUCGCUGUACCCCGAGGACCUGGUGGCCACCAUCCACCGUCGGCUGCGCAGGUGGGGAGUCGAGUGCCCGCUGCCCGAGCUGCGCGAGAGGUGGCCUCCGCUGCGUGGCAAGCUGACGGAGGUCCGCCCUGCUUGGAUGUGGUCGUGGAUCCGCACCGCGGUCAACGGCUGGACGACAUCUCGCCGCAUGAGCGCCGUCAUCGACGCGCGUCCAUGCCUCUUCGGCUGCGACGCGGAGGACGCGCUCGAGCACUACGUCGUCUGCCCGAUCCUCAGGGCGAUGACUGCGGGCGACGCUGGUGCGGACUCCCUAGGCAACGGCGCCGAGCUCCUCGGCUUCGGCGACGAGCAGUACCACGCAAAGAGACCCAUCACGGACUGCAUCUACUCGGUCGGCCUAAUGUGCCAGUGCUACCACAUCCAGAAGCACCGCAUGGACGCGGGCUUGGACGCUGGAGCGGAACCCAACAGCGAGCUGCGGCGCUUUGACUCGGAAUUCGUCCGGGAGUUCUCCCCGGUCCGGGAGUUCGUCCGGAGCGAGUCGGCGAGCUCGUGCGACGCGGUCCCGAGCUGCUCGGCGGCGCCGGCCGCGGCGCCGGCCACGCUGCCGCGGGAGGCGUCGAAGCGGAGCGAGGCGUCCGACGACUGGGACCAGGCGCUGGCGAUCACCACGCGGGCUUCCGAGCGGCUGCUGUGGUCCUUCCGGGAGCGCCCAGUGGCGGUGGCGCAGCACGUGCUUCUCAUCGUCGCCCUCGUGCCCUACUGCGCCCCCGAGAAGGGGUUCCUGCCGCCCGGGGAGAAGUGGAAGUCGUUCCCGCUGCUGGCGCUCGCGCACGGGCUGCUGAAGGUCCUGAGGCUGACCUUGCGGUGUACCGCGUUCACCGUGUGCAUGCUGCGCUGUGUGCGGCGGCAGAAUUCCUCGCAGCACAGGUUCAGGGUGAAGGCAUGGGUGAUGGUGGUGGAGAUCUUUGCGACAGUUUGGCCGACGGAGGGGAUCGCUAACGUGGCAUUCAUCUCCUUUUUCUUGUCCCGGACAUUCACGAUACCCUGGGUCUUGAUGGACGUUGUCGUGGGCGAGCGAAGUUACGACAGUGGAUGCGGCAUAGUAGCCAUCGCGCAGAGCCUGUUGAUCCGCUCCUACUGGAUAGUGGGAUUUGUGCUAGGGCUCCGUUACUUCAGGGAGCUGAAAGAUAGGGACUCGGACUCGGGGGUGGUCGCCGGUAAGUUCCACCUGCACCCGAGGAUGUGGAAGAUGAUCCAGUCGCCCUCAUUCCACAGCUACGCCCUCGUCUCCAUGGCCGGCUGGCUCCUUGCUAGCGUGCUGGAGUGCUCCGCGCUGUACCGUUGGGAGGUCGGCGUGCCCGAUACGGGGCUGGAGUUGGACGCGUUCCGGAACACGAAGGAGUUCUUCGAGACCUACAAGGGGACGACUUGGAAGUCCCCAUCCGAGGAGUGGCACCUCCGGCGCGUGGUCGGGGGCAACUGGCGCGAGUCCUUCUACCUCGUCAUGAUGUUCCCGCGGUCCGCCUUCGCCGCGGCCGCGGCCCUGCUGGCCCUCGCGAGCAUGCAGACCUCGAGGUUCUCGGCGGGGCCCUGGCCGUGGCUCAUCACCACCUCGCGCGAGACGCUGCUGGGCCUCGCCUCCUACGUUCUCUGCCUCUCGGCGCACCAGCUCCAGUACCUCGUGCUGUGCCUCCUCGUGAGCUGGGAGUGCUACAGCCUGCAGCAGAGGUGCGAGGCGUUCCAGCGCAGCUUCGGGUCUCUCUCCAGCGGGGAGAGGGUCGUGCAGCACCAGGACCUCGGCAAGAAGAUGGACGGCGUGGGCAGGCGGCUCCACCCCAUCAUCGUGUUCCUGGUGCUGGAGCGGGCGACCCAGCUGAGCCUCGACGCGGCCCAGUGGCGCUGCGAGUCGGCCCCCUUCACGCUGCUGCAUUACGCCUUCCGGCACAUCGUGCGCACGCUCGGCGUCGCGGCGGCGAUCUGGCGCAUCGGGCGGCUCAACGCCAGCAUCUACGACGACCUGACCGGCAAGGUGCAGUUCCAGCUCGUCUGCUGCCACCAGGAGCCGGAGGUGGGCGGCGAGGAGCUGCAGCGGCGCCGCAGGGAGCUCAGGGACUGGGUCGCCUACCUGCAGCACAACAGCAACGGCAGCCGCAGGUACUGCCUGCGUGUAUGCGGCUUCCAGUGCUGCCUCCGCCCGCACACGGCGGCCGCGUGGGCCGUGACGCUGGCGCUGCUCCCCGCGGGCCAGCGGCUGCUCGGCCUCCUGCCGGGGCUGUGAGGGCACCCCGCUCUCCCUCCCUCGCCGCUCACAUCCCUCUCCUGACUUUCCCUCCUCCCCGCCCCGUCCAGUGACGUUACCUCCACGGCGUCGCGCGAAAAUAAGUGACAACGAGCAGAACGAGGACCAGGAUCAUCAGCAGAAGGGCGAGACCAGAAUCUAGUUAACGAUGGGUGACAAGUGCGAUGUUCGAAGAACCUCGGAUGCAAGCUACGUACGCUAUGCGAGUGGACAGCGGCACAUGUGGCGCUCGAGUGCAGAGUCUUGCUGUAACGCUCGGUCCAUUGCUGCGCCGACAGAACUGGCGCUGCGGCAUCACAUAUUUCUCUCGGCGGCCCCGCUGGGGGGGAAGGCAGAGGGGGCGGGCGUUCUCAGAAGGCCCAGAAGUCCUCUGGCCUUCAGAGAAACUUUCUAAAUACGCCUCCUCCGAAGCCACAGGGGGCUUCUCAGGUUUAGCGCUUGACAGUGGAUGAUUGUUUAACGCGCGGCGUCGUCUGCGCGCAACUCUGCGGGGUUGCAGCCCGCUUUGCCAUUGGGACGUGAUCGUGGUAUGUCACGCCGCUGGGCUGCUCGGACCAGAGUUUGCCGAAGGGUGGUCCGGAGCCGCCGGUGGCUUCUCCGGUGGUCGGGGCGCUUCUCGAGGGCCCCGCCGCAUGCCGAGAAGGGCCUGCCCCCAACGGCACACAUCUCUGCUUUGAUUCAGGAGGGGAAAAAACACA
This is a messenger RNA of Prorocentrum cordatum, 7205 nucleotides long. The record is from the annotation of a GenBank genome assembly. Lineage: Eukaryota; Dinophyceae; Prorocentrales; Prorocentraceae.